Messenger RNA from Penicillium cinerascens, 2454 nucleotides. RefSeq names its product C2H2-type zinc finger protein. Gene Ontology annotation, cellular component: chromatin. The coding region runs from base 1 to 2454 and encodes 817 amino acids. The record is from RefSeq and is a predicted model, not a curated record. Gene Ontology annotation, molecular function: DNA-binding transcription factor activity, RNA polymerase II-specific; RNA polymerase II cis-regulatory region sequence-specific DNA binding; zinc ion binding. The transcript is spliced from 6 exons. Lineage: Eukaryota; Fungi; Ascomycota; Eurotiomycetes; Eurotiales; Aspergillaceae. Gene Ontology annotation, biological process: DNA-templated transcription; regulation of transcription by RNA polymerase II.
AUGCCAUCCCCAUCGCCCCAGACUGCGGGCCGCGGCGCAAAGGCCCGGAUCUGUAUCCAUUGCGGUCGGGGUUUUCGACGAACAGAGCAUUUGGAGCGCCAUGUGCGCACCCAUACCAAGGAGAAGCCGUUCAUCUGCUUCUGUGGGGCGGCUUUUACUAGACGCGAUCUAUUGAAACGCCAUACACGCAUUUCUCAUCAGGAUGGCCUUGCGUCACCCGACUCCCAGUCCCGCUCCACGGUCAAGACGGGUCUUCAAGCACCCCACCACCCUGCGCCUGCAGCUGCACCCAUCUCGCCGCAAUAUGAUGCAGCGGACCGUCCAGUAGGAUCCAUGCCGGAGCCUCCUGCUGUACACCAAUGGCCGGCUGCGCAACCUGAACAUGCUGUAUAUUUGGCACAGAACCAACCUGGUAACAUCAUGCCUCCCGGGGCACCUAAUCCUAAUCCAGUGCCAAAUGGGCAUCCUAGCAUGCAUGACCCGGCCAUGAUCCAAGCCGCUCAGUUGCUUAUUCCUGGCGAUUAUCAAGCCGCCCCCUUGCCUUAUUUGCCCGAAGACCUCAAUCAUUUCCAGGAAUUCACUACAUUCCUAGAUUCGAUUGGUUUGCCGGCUGAGUGGUUACCUAGUGAGGGAGAGGCAACCCAACUUAAUGAGAUCGCCUUGGAAGAUCCUCAGAAGACGGUGUUCGUAUCUCAGGAGCAACCAAAGGCUCGUCGCAGCCUGAGAGAGGAGUCGCGAGGAGACUCGCCUUUCCGAUCAUGGCUCCCAUCGGUACCACGGGGUGACCAGAGUCUAGGAGCUCUCUCUGAUAUUGAACCCCCACAAGCACACAACUCCUCCCGAUUCAAUAUUUCCGAGGACCAGCGCUUCCGUCUCGCAGCAUCCCUUGAAGAUUUUCGUAAUGUUAUCCCUGAUUUUACUCUACCGUCUCGCCAUACUUUAACCCGAUACAUUACUUCUUAUUUCGAGGGAUUCCACCCUCACAUUCCGUUUAUACACGUCCCGACCUUCCGAUUGAAUGAAUCCUCACCCGAGCUGGCGUUGGCAAUCAUGACAAUCGGAGCGCAGUAUCGUUUUGAGCAUCGCAAUGCCGAGAGAAUAUUCCAUGUUUCCAAAGCAGUCUUAUACGAACGCAUGUCGAGGGAAUCUCGCAUCGCAUCGCAGGCAGCCUAUUCGAUGCCCAUGGGCGUCCGCCCAUAUGCUGACAACCAGUCGGGCAGCGAUGGAGCAGUAUCCGCCAUGUCAAGAAAAAUGGAGGUCAUACGUUGUCUCCUCGUUCUCAUGAGUUACGCGACUUGGGAGCGAGCUGGACUGGUACAAGAGGCGUUCCAGCUCCAGGGACAAUUGGUUCAGCACCUGCGCGACAUCGGAUUAACAGAGCAACCUUCAGACCCUCGCGCCCAAUCGCUGGACUGGUAUGAAUGGGCAGACCAUGAGUCCAUCCGACGGACAAAGCUCAUUUCAUUUUGCUUCAUCCAUAUUCAUAGCGUGGCCUAUAAUGUCUAUCCCUCUCUUCGCAGCAGUGAGAUGCACUUGCGACUUCCUUGCUCAACAAGGGAAUGGACUGCAAACAGUGCGUCGGAGUGGGAAUCUGCUCAACGAGACAGAGGGCCCCGGCAGCUUUUCUUCCAGGAUGCUUUAACCCUGUUGCUACAGAAAUCACGGUCGGCGACACCAUUGGAGCCAAUACCUGCACCCCUGGGCAAUUACAUUCUUCUUCAUGGUCUGCUGCAGCGAAUUCAUAUAGUCAGUGAGCUUUCGUUACCAAAUGGGAACCAAUCAACGAGCCUACCGACCGAAGAACUUAACAAAAUUGAGCGAGCUUUGCGUUCCUGGACUACAGUCUGGCAACAAGCCCCGGAAUCAAGUCUCGAUCCACAUAACGCGAACGGGCCCAUUCCAUUCACCUCGAGUGCCCUCCUAGGUCUUGCAUAUGUACGAUUAUCCCUUAACCUUGGCCCGUACCGCCGCCUCGAGACUCGUGACCCGACUGCCAUCGCUUCUGCAUUGUGCCGAUCUUCCAAGCCUGAAAGAAGUUACCGCCUCAUUCCAGCCCUUAUCUACGCGGCACAUGCUCUCAGCAUACCCGUCCGGCUUGGUAUUGACCACAUUGCGCGCAGCCAGGCCUUUUUCUGGAGUGUCCGCCAUUCACUCGCCAGCUUUGAAUGUGCGGUCUUAUUAAGCAAGUGGCUGUUCACGCUCGCCGAAGCCAGUCCGGAUCAGGCCCUAAGCGAAAAUGAAAGUCGCAUUCUUCGCUGGACGCGUUGUAUCGUUGAGGAGGCCUAUUCAUCCAUCGACAUUGAAGACGAGUCUGAAUUGCCACCGAACCUUGAGCCCGCGGCUCUGGGAAUGGCGGUCCUCAGGUUAUGGGCGAGGCUUUUCAAGCGCAAUACCCAGUGGCCAUUUAUUAAUUGUCUUGGACAGAGCUUGGAGCAGUAUAUGACUAUGAUUUAA